This is a messenger RNA of Oppia nitens, 1861 nucleotides long. RefSeq names its product histone RNA hairpin-binding protein-like (gene Slbp). The transcript has a single exon. Gene Ontology annotation, biological process: mRNA transport; mRNA 3'-end processing by stem-loop binding and cleavage. The record is from RefSeq and is a predicted model, not a curated record. Lineage: Eukaryota; Metazoa; Arthropoda; Arachnida; Sarcoptiformes; Oppiidae. Gene Ontology annotation, cellular component: histone pre-mRNA 3'end processing complex; cytoplasm. Bases 247 to 1161 code for a protein of 304 amino acids. Gene Ontology annotation, molecular function: mRNA binding; histone pre-mRNA stem-loop binding.
AAUACUUGAAAGUAAUGACUGAUAACAACAACUGUUUCCUUUAAAUUGUCUUCAAAAGUCUUAACCAUUUAAUUGAUUGUUUUAAUUAUCCAUAAAUUGAUUACACAGUUAUUGUAAUCAAAUAUAACAGUAAUAUAAUUGAGUAAAUCUAUUGGAUUUAGUUGUCAUUUGAGUGAUCGUCCCGUUAAACCAAUUGUUGACUUAAAUUCAAUUGUGUGACAACAAAGACAUCACAGAAAAAGGACAAUGAGUUUAACUAAAGAAGAUCUCAUGAUUCAGAAGCACAAAAAGUUUGCCAUAGAUUGGGCUGAACUGUGCGACUCCGAUGAAGACGAAGACCAACAAUGGUCUCAUGUUUUUGAUCGUAUGUUAGGAAAGUCUGUCGACAAAUCCAUUAUUGAGCCACAAGUCGAGGGCCCAAACAAUGAAGAGGGCAACGAAAAUAAAGAUAAUAGAGAUGAAGCGGUAGUGAAGACAACUGAUGGAACCAUAGAUGACGAUGAGCUGAUGACUGAUAUGACUGACACAUUCAAAGAACUGGAUUCAGGUCUCGGCUACAGUGAAAUCUCUAGCGAAGACUACCGACACUUACCGGCUAUAAGUUCGACACCGAAGUGUGUCCUACGAAACACUACAAAUAUAGACCAAAUGUAUGAUAUUUUCAAUUCUCCCAAAUCAUCACCCAUUAAGAAAUUGCAGGACGAAUCCGUCACUGACAAGACAAAGAACUUUGAGUUCAGAACUCCUAAGCCUAGUCGUGUUCGUAGAAGUAUAUUUGGCAGCGAAACAAACAACAAGCGAUCAUCUGGUGGUUCAUCUCGAAGAUACCUACAGAACAGAUCGUUGGACACUUCGGUUGAAUACGAAACCGAUUUGGCUAUCAUUCGCCGUCGUCAGAAGCAAAUCGAUUACGGAAAGAAUACUAUCGGUUAUCAGAAAUAUCUAACUCAGGUUAUGAAAAAUAAACGUAAACACGAAGACCCGACAACACCCGAAAAAUUCAUUAAAUAUAGCCGACGCUCAUGGGAUCAACAAAUCAAAUUGUGGCGCAAAAGACUUCAUGAGUACGACCCACCGGAACUUAAAGAAGCCAAUCAAGACAUCGACGUAUCGGACCUGUUGUCCAAUUCAUCAUUUGAUUCAUCAAUUAAUGACUUGUAGUCGACAUUGAUAUAAAUGUUAAUUAAUGAAGACAUCAUAAAUAAUUUUUUAAUAAUUUUAUUUAUACUUUUAUUUAAGGCAUUAUCACAUCAUUAUUAUAUACUGUGUAUUAUUAUUAUUUGAUAGAUUUUUACAUUAUAUUGUAUUUUAGAUACAGUUUGCGUCCCUUUUAAUGCUCUUUUUCUUUAGUUAUAUACCGUAUAUAUAUAUAUUUAAAUUAUUUUUAAUGUUUUCACAAAACUAAACAUAAUAUCAUUUCUAUAGACAAUUUCAUUGUCCCGAUAUUUAAUUUUUUUAGCAUUUGGUACAAAAAUGUAUGGUUUUUUGUUCAAUAAAUGAUUAUAAUUUAAAAAUAUAAUUGAAUCAAAAUAUAUCGUACAGUAUAUUGGAAUAAUUACUGCAUUAAUAAUGUUAUAUUAAGCUAAUUAUUUUGUUUGGUUAAACAUAUUGAUUACAUUACAAUAAUAUGUGUACGGAUUGCACCUCAAGAUAAUAAUAGGAAGAACUUAUAAAACUUAGUUAACUAUUAGUUUGUAAAUACAGAUAACGAUAAUGAAAUGCAGUAUUAAUUGCAUCGUUCAGUUAGCAAAUGCUAAACAUAUGAUAACUUAAUAAUUGUUAUUUCAAUUUGUUUUUAAAACUAUUUCUUGUUAACCGGUCUUACAAUUUUCAGUCAAUACAACCGGUGCAGUAUUGCUGU